AUGCAAGAUAACCGGCCGCGGAGGAAGAGCAUCGCCGUAGGGAAGCAGCCCAGCAUGGACGUCUCCCCCUCUGCCCCUCUCCAACCUUUCCGACAAUCCGUGAGUAACCGGCCCCGCUCGCUGCCCCCCACCCUGUCCCUGGCCCCCACGUCCCGGCGCUGUAGUGCGAGCCGCCCCCAGCUCCCCGGCCUGGCUCCGUACUCGUCCUCUCUGCCCCUGCCCUGCUCCCUCCCCUUCACACCCGCACCCCCCCACCUCACGUCACACCGUGCAGCUGACGGCGCGGUGCCGGGAGGAGCCUUUAUCUCACCGCUGCCCCCUGUGGAGAGCUUCCUCAGUAAAAGGCUAAAGGGCUCCAUCAAACGGGCCAAGAGCCAGCCUAAACUGGACCGCUCCAGCAGCUUUCGCCAUAUGAUCCUGCCCCGCUUCCGCAGUGCCGACCAGGAUAGGACCCGCCUGAUGCAGAGUUUUAAGGAGUCGCACUCCCAUGAGUCCUUGCUGUCUCCCAGCAGCGCGGCGGAGGCUCUGGACCUGACGCUGGACGAGGACACCAUCAUCAAACCCGUCCACUCCAGUAUCCUGGGACAAGAGUACUGCUUCGAGGACAACAGCCGGCGAGUGGACAAUGUCCUGAAGCUGUGGAUCAUCGAGGCUCGAGAGCUUCCCGCCAAAAAGCGCUACUACUGCGAGCUGUGCCUGGAUGACAUGCUGUACGCCAGAACCACCAGCAAACCCCGCACCGACACCGUGUUCUGGGGAGAGCACUUUGAGUUCAACAACCUGCCGGCCGUCCGCAACCUGCGCCUGCACCUGUAUAAGGAGACGGACAAGAAGAGACGCAAGGUAUACGUCCAUCUGGCCCAACGCCACAGGACUCACGCCAACACUAGUCGGGAACUGGGUUCAAAAACUGACGCCAUAGAGAUCCGCGCUGCCUCCGCUAAAAACAGUGUCUACAUUCCUCAGCUGUUCAUUGUUUUGGAUAAAGGGACAAAUGGGAAAUUCACGUAA
Messenger RNA from Knipowitschia caucasica, 1011 nucleotides. The record is from the annotation of a GenBank genome assembly. Lineage: Eukaryota; Metazoa; Chordata; Actinopteri; Gobiiformes; Gobiidae.